Molecule: messenger RNA, 2288 nt
Organism: Rhopalosiphum padi (bird cherry-oat aphid)
Lineage: Eukaryota; Metazoa; Arthropoda; Insecta; Hemiptera; Aphididae
Exons: 7
Coding region: 383-1876 (497 amino acids)
Source: RefSeq, a predicted model, not a curated record
GAUGUUAUUAUUAUUAAUAAUAUUUAAUGUUUAAUGUUUAUGAGAUAAAUAUAAAUAUAGUAGGUAGAUACUAGAUACAAGGUACCUUUAUUAUAAAAAAAAAUUUUUCAUUCACAAGAACAACGUUUUAAUGUUUUAUACAAUAAUUCUAUGCACUACGUAUUAUUGCACUCCGCUUACAUGCCGUCGAUGGUCUACGAGUAUUAAGACGUACGUGGUUGACAAUCCUGGACGAAACAUUAUUUAAUAACUACUGCAAACAGUAGGUUGUAAUUAUUGCAAUUAUUUUUUGUGAAUAUUAUUGUACAAUGUCCGGUUCGCUAUCGGCCGUUCCGGCCAAACCAGACGUGCCAUAGGGGCAUAGAUACACUUGAUAAGAGACAUGAACAACGGCGAAGACGAACUGCACCGACCUGGUUCAAGCCGUGGAGGGCUAUCUGAUCAGAAAGAAUCAUCCAGAUUGAAUAACAACGUAGCACACAGCUAUGAUGGUCCUAAUACUGAAAGUUGUCUUGAUUGUGAUACCCCUGAACAACAUGAUCACAUGAUCGCUGCCAGUUUAGUGCGUUGUGACCAAGAAGAUAGUGAUUCGGAUAACGAUUCUUGUAUUUAUACUUAUCGUGGCGAUCGGCAAGAGCCGGCAGUUGAAAACUUACCCAUGGAUGAUAGAAGUACAUCACCUUUGAUGGAUUACUUAGAAAUGGACUUUGAACCUGAACCAACUGUUAACAAUGUAUCUGAAGACGAAGAGAUCACUGAACCAAUGGCUAAUGAUACAAAUGGUACAAUGCUGUUAAUUAAAGACAUUUUGACUACUUGUUCCGAUGUAGGUCCUAAUCUACAAGAAAAUCAUCUUACUGAUACAAAUAGUGUAAUGCAUGAGCCAACCAAUCCAAACCUAAUCCAUCGAUUGCCAAUACAGAGUUCAAAUGUACCCACUCUACAUUUUAGGACUCUUAAUACUAAUUUUCCUAUCUAUAAAGAAGAACAACGUAAUGGUUGUAUGAGACGCAAUUCUGAUACAACGGAGGUGUGUCAAAAAAUGAAAAGAAUGCGUGUUGAUGAUUUAACUUGGGUUAAAGAAAUGGUAUGGUCAGAAAAAGAGGCAGCUCAGCUUCAAGUAAACCAAAUUGGUGUAUCAGCGUGUGGGGCAACUGCAGUUGUAAAUACUUUGCUGGCUCUAAGGACACAAUUCAAUUUAGACCGUAUAGUUCAAAUUAUUGGUACCCGUUUACGUGACGAGACUGCUCCACUUGUUCCCUAUUUGGAAUCUCGAGCUGUAGCUGGUUGCAUGCCCCACGAUUUGGUUAGAACUUUGGAAAUUGCAACAGAUUCACAAGUCAGUGCUAGAUUUUUUGCUACUAAUCAAUACUUGGAUUUACCUCUAGCUCCAUGGCUUGCAGCUUGGAUAAAAAAAGGUGCUGUUCCCAUAUUGACAUUAAACCUUCAACGUGCAGAUGUACCACCUUCUCUUGUGCCAGAUAGUUGGCACCAUCAAAUGGUUUAUGGGGUAUCGUACAAUCCUUUAUAUCCAGAUUUCGCUCAAAUUUAUUUAACAAAUCCACUGAGCAUAUCAUACAUGGAGUCAUUAAUCCCACAGUUAUUUUCUCCAUCUUCAUUGAUGAUUAAAAGAGCUGAUAUUUUAUCCAGGUGGACCCCUCAAACAGAUCUCAUGUCCUUGGCCACACAUCCUAGCCGACAUUGGCAUAGAUUUAAUGUGUUAGGACAAGUGGUAAAUCUUUUACGUGAAGAAAAAGAAAAUGUCAAAUUCACUAAUCAUAUUGUCAUACCGGCUAAUUAUAAAAGUGGUAUAACUUUAGCAAUGAAGUCAUCAUCAAAUUAUAGCCAUGAAUUGAAAUCUGUGCCAGAAUUAUAGAUAAGUACCAUGAAAUAAAGGUAUUUAUUAUGUUUAAAUAAUAAUUAACAACUGUCAAGAUAUUUUUCAUAAUAUUUGAAUGAAAGUUAAAUUGUUUUAUUUGUUUUAUGUAUUUUAUUGUAUAACCAAUAUUUGAAUAUAAUAACAUUUCAUAAAGAUGUAAAAUAAAAUAAUAAUUUUUAAGCCAAUCAAUGUUACCAACAAAAUAUUAUUAGUGUAAUAUAUUUUAUGUUUAUAAAAAUGGUGUGGUUAACUAAGAUUGACAGAAAAAAACAAUUCUGAUUUCCGACAUUCAACUGUAAACUCUAACAGAAUGUAAUCCUUUCAAGUAUACAAAAUAAACAUUUAUAUUUAUUAUGGACUGAAAAUGAAAUGUUAAAAAUAUAGCAUUAAAUUAAAUUAUGAUGUUUAA